UCGUGACUUGUCUUGAAUAUUUUGAGGAGCGAUGGAGGACCGGCUUCUGCCCGGCGUUUGUGAAAACAUUUGCUAGUUACACUCCUUUUUAUGGCACUGAUAAUAUUCUACUUCGUUAGAUUUUCAGCGCCAUGUCCGAUGUGUCACCCUAUGGUGAGCGUGUCGAAUUGAGGAACCGACAGGGGUCAUUUUCGGUCAGAAAAAACAGUUGGAAAGAUUUACAGGUCGCCGUGAAACAAACAAAAUCUCUGCAACAAAGUCUGGUAAAUCGAGUGCCUCAUUCAUUUACAUUCUGCGAGAAUAAGCUAUAUUUUCUGGCCGUUCCUUUUGGAAGCCGUGAGAACACAAUCCACUAUGUCGAUCUGCCUGGACAACACAGUUCUGCCAAUGGUGAGAAAGAAAACGAUUUUUCUCCUCUUCCGUGGAAACCUUUACUUGACUCAUUUAAGAUCAGCCGUUCGUUUUCGGGAUAUUCAAGGGAAGAACAGUUACUGCGGGAGAGGAAACGCCUUGGAGCAUUUGGAAUCACCGCUUACGAUUUCGAUGAGACAUGUAGAAGGUUCAUGUUUUCUGCGUCAAGUAGUUUGUAUACUUGCACAGAUUGGCGAGUUGACGAAGAGGAUGAUAAUAGACAACCAAUAAUUCCAGAGGAGUUGCAUUCCCAGACCUCAGAGACAAAGAUGGAUGCUAAAUUAUGUCCAUGUGAUCCCAACUUGGUAGCUUUUAUUCAUCGUAAUGAUGUCUGGGUCAAUAAUAUUGUCACAGAGGAAGAAAGGAGAUUGACAUACACAAAUCAAGGUUCACCAAGUCCAAUGGAGGAGCCUAUAUCAGCUGGUGUGGCUUCAUUUAUUGUUCAAGAGGAGUUUGAUAGAUAUACUGGCUACUGGUGGCAGCCAAAAUUUAGCACUGAUGAAAACCUAACAAGAACUUACAGGAUUUUAUUUGAAGAGGUCGAUGAGAGCUCUGUAGAAAUUCUUCACAUUGUAUCUGGUCCAGACAGUAUGGUGCAAAAUAGUCAUGUAGAUAGCUACAGAUAUCCUAGGGCAGGCUCUGCCAAUGCUAAAUCCAAACUUAAAAUUGUCCAGUUCAGUAUUGAUACAAGUGGCAAGAUCUGUGAUCAUGUGAUUGAAUAUCAGAUGAGAGUUCCACUUUCAGAAGCAUUUCCUUUUAUGGAAUACCUAGUGAGGUGUGGUUGGUUACCAGAUGGUGAAAGUGUGUACGCAGAAAUACUUGAUAGAAGUCAGCAGCACCUUGCUUUGGUUCAAAUCCCUGUAGCAUUCUUUGUUCCUGUUAACCAUCCAGCAAAUCAGUUGUUGACAAUAACGGAAGGCAGCCCUAUGGUUGAAGUGUUAGCAGAGGAGUCAAAUGAUAUAUGGAUAAAUGUUGCUGAGCUCACUCACUUUUUACGCAUGAAUGAUUCAAGAUUGCAGUUCAUCUGGUCUAGUGAAAUAUCAGGGUUCCGUCACCUUUAUUUAGCAACUGCAAACAGUAAUCACACACUUACGCGAGCAAGGGCUGGUAGUUUUAUUUCAGAGUGUUGUAUCCAUUAUCCUCUUGUGACCCAGCGGCAAUUAACAGAUGGGGAUUGGGAAGUCGAUGGUAAAGAGAUUUGGGUGGAUGAAAAUCGCAAACUUAUUUACUUCAUGGGCACCAAAGACACACCCCUGGAACAGCAUCUAUAUGUGGUUUCAUAUGCAGAGUCUUACUUCAUGGAGCCACAGCGCCUAACCCAAAAAGGGUUUUCCCAUGCAGUCUCUCUAAACGAGAGUUUUACUAAAUUUGUCACAGUUUAUUCCUCUAUACAACAAACACAAGCUGUGAUGGUUUAUCAAAUGCAUCAUGAUGAAGUAGAGAUGAACAAUGUCCCCCUCAUCACAGUUGAACCAAUUGCUGAAUUGCUGAGGGCAAAUGUUAUCCCAGAUUACCAGCCACCAGAACUUUUCUCUUAUGAAAGCAAGCAUGGACAUCAGGUGUAUGGAAUGAUGUUCAAACCUCCCUCAAUCCAACCUGGAGUCAAAUAUCCAACUGUUCUUUAUUUGUAUGGAGGACCUCAUGUUCAGCUGGUGACCAAUGCUCACAAGGGUUAUCGCUUUCUCCGACUGCACACCAUAGCAAAACUGGGCUAUGUUGUGGUAGUUAUGGACUGCAGAGGUUCUGCACACAGAGGUCUUCAGUUUGAAGGACAUAUCAAGAGUCGCCUGGGUCAAGUAGAGAUUGAAGAUCAGGUUGAAGGGUUAGAGUAUGUUGCUAAAGCAACUGAAAUCGUCGACUUGUCCAGAAUAGCCAUCCACGGCUGGUCCUAUGGAGGUUACUUGUCCUUGCUGGGCUUGUUACAGCGUCCAGAUGUGUUUAAGGUUGCCAUUGUUGGUGCCCCGGUGACCACAUGGACAGCUUACGACACUGGUUACACGGAGAGAUACAUGAAUACACCUGCAGAAAAUCCCCUUGGAUACAAAAUGAGCUCUGUGCUAAAUUAUGCAAAUCGAUUCCCAGAUGAAGAGAACAGACUGCUUCUUGUACAUGGCUUAAUUGAUGAAAAUGUUCACUUUUACCAUUCAAGCUUGCUUAUAACUGAACUGAUAAAAGCCUGUAAGCCGUAUCAGCUUCUGAUCUAUCCAAAUGAGAGGCAUGGCAUUCGUCAGUCAGUUUCAUCAGAACAUUAUGAGACUAUGCUGCUCUCCUUUUUACAGAAGAAUCUGUAGACAGUGGGUUGUGUAAUUAUAUACUUUGACCCACUCUUAAGCUGUGUGCUGGUCAUUUGUCAGCUGGGAAAUAUCCAGAACUAAAAUAUCAAGAAAAAAUAAAAGAAAAAAGGAAAAAAGAAACAAAAAAUAAGAAAAAAACUACUAGGCCAGUAAAGCUACUUGAACUCUCUGACUUGCAGGAGUGCCCUGAACAUAAAUUCUCCUCUCAAUUUCUAAACAUUUCAAGCAGACAGGUAAUGAGAAUAAUUUAACUAUCAUAAGAGGAUUUGUGAUCAUAAAUUACCAGGUUCUCAGGAUCAGCCAAUAAAGAAGUUUGUGAUUGGUUGUCAGGUAGGAGAAUUAAAGGAACAGGUAGUUUUAAUUUCUAGUUAGAGGAAGUGUUAGCAACAUUGACUCUAUUAGGUAUUACUUUCAAAGUUUAGUCAGGAUAGUAACAUGCCCAUAUUAGCUGUUGUGGGGUCUGUUUAAUACAUGCUUUGCAUUGGCUGGAACACAACAGCCAUCAAAUUGAGAAUUACUAUUAAUGAAGAAUAUAUUUGAAGCCUUGUUGCUUUCAUGUUUGGGUUAAAUAUAAGUGUGGAUUCUGACACAGUUUAUCAGCUUUCAAAUUGUUCUGUUACACUUUGGCUUGGUAGGAAUCAAUUUACAGUAACAUGAAUUUCUGGAGACAAUGAACACUAGCAAGGGAGCAUAGCUUAGAAGUCUUAUCAGGUUCUGCUGUUUAAAUAGGCAUCACAUUUCCUAUUUCAAAUUCUAGUUGUUUCAAGCUAAAAGCAUAAAUUAAUGUAUUAAAACUAUUCAAGGCAUGUUACACAGUGCUGAUUGGAAAGUCAUCUCUUGUAGAUUUACAAAAUAAGCUAACACCCUAAUUUAUCAGCAUAUUUUAGUCUAGCUAAGAACUUCAGUCAUUUUUAAUUUAAAAUUAAUAUAAUUUAAACAGCAUUACCAACCCCACCUACAUGUAUUGGUGUAUCAGGAUGAGCCAGAAUCUGAUAAAUUAUGUUUAAAACCGUCCUCCUGAUUAUUAUGAUUAUAACUAUGGGGAAUGUUACUGGCAAUUAUAUCUGUUGAAAUUUAUUUAAAAUUAACAAUAUAGAGAAAUGCCCUUGAGAUCUUUAACCAACAUAUGUCCCUCCUAAGGAGGUAAGUUAGAAAUUAUUUAUUAACAAACACAACCCUUUAUCUUAUACAACAAACAAAAGAAGUAGCUGAAGCUACCUGCAGUUAUGAUUUACAUUUUCUGAGCAUUUGAGCCAAAUUUUGAAUCAGAGUAGUGGAGAUGAGAGGACAAAAGAUGAUUGAGGGCAGGGAUCAAUGAAGAAAGUAGAUUUUCAUUCUCCUGGUUCAUUUGUCUUUCAAGGUAUGACCCUACUGGUUUGUUCUUUGUGUUCUGGUAUUCUUGUCUUGCAAGUCCAAACAGUAGCUAAUUGAGAUAUGACAGGAAAGAUGAGCACAUUUAGUGCUCACCCACAAAAAAAAUAAAUAAAUAAAAAAUACACACACCUGCCAUGGAGAUGGUAUGUAACCACUAUCUUUAUCUGUUUUAGAAUUUCCUAAUUUCAUGGUUUCUAGACACAAUAGAAAUCUACAAAAUACAGAUGAGCACUCUUCCAAAUUUCACAUCUUUGAAAGAUAUACAUGACAGUGAUGUUUCUGACCAACUGCUCCAUUAACAGUACAAACAUUAGGAAAAAGAAACAUUCAAUGACUACUAAAACAUGUUUUUUUACCAAUUUUAAAUGGUCCUUCAAUCACAACUGUCUGAAAAAAAUGUUUGGUACACCACAAGGGUUUCUCAGUAUGUACCUUAAAUAUGCAUGUGCUCAGUAGGUAAUGGGAGCCCAGAUAGAACAGUUGAUUGUUAGGUGCCAUCUCUUGGACAAGGUUAGGUAUAGAAAGGAAUCAUUUUCAAAUGGCAGUUGCUGGCAAAAAAAUACAUUGCCACUUUAAUAUUCUGAAUUGAUAUUAAUUCACUGGUUAUGAGUUCAUUCAUAUUUCAUCUAAUUACCCUUAGUGUAGCAAACGUCUAAACAUCAAUUGUAAGCAGAAGAUAUUUGAUUUCCUGAUCAUACUUAUGACCUCUGCACCUGAUUGCUACUUUAACCCAUUAACUCCCACUAAGUGAUUAACAUACAACUUCUCCCCUUAAUAUUGAGACAUUUCCUACAAAUAGGUGAUGACGAUACUCAAACUUAUCGGGUAAAACUUGUUAUUUUGAUCUAACACCAAGUUUAAUUUUGCAGCUAAUUAACUAGGAAAUGUGUAGCAGCUAGGGAGAAGAAUUGACAAUUAGAUCUUAGGAUUUCAAGAGUUAAAUAUGGAUGUAGAAGGUGCUUUUAGGAAUGAAAGAACUAUGGAUUUAGUUUUUCAUCUUAUGUUAUGGCUUAGUACAUGCUUUUGUAACUUGUACAUUUAAACACUAUAAACUAUUAAAUAAAAUUUUAUU
This is a messenger RNA of Pocillopora verrucosa, 5151 nucleotides long. Its product is annotated as dipeptidyl peptidase 9. Gene Ontology annotation, biological process: proteolysis. Gene Ontology annotation, molecular function: dipeptidyl-peptidase activity; serine-type peptidase activity. The record is from RefSeq and is a predicted model, not a curated record. Lineage: Eukaryota; Metazoa; Cnidaria; Anthozoa; Scleractinia; Pocilloporidae.